This is a messenger RNA of Soboliphyme baturini, 3429 nucleotides long. The record is from the annotation of a GenBank genome assembly. Lineage: Eukaryota; Metazoa; Nematoda; Enoplea; Dioctophymatida; Soboliphymatidae.
AUGGAUUCGAAUACGAUGGUGUGUUGCAGUGAGCAGACCGAGGUUGUGCCUGAAAUAGUUCCUUUGCCGUUGUACAAUGCCGAAGAAAGCAAAUUGCGAGCAACACUGUCAUGGCUCAUUUCGAAGGCUUACGGGCAAAGUCCUCCAGACGUAUUGCGAGAUCCGUUCUAUCGAGACGAGCAGCAACUACUUCAACUGAAGCCGCCGCUGAUCAACGUUCUGGUAUCCAGCGAGCUGUACUGCACGGCGGCCGCCGUGAUCUUCCACGAUGCGUCGUUCAUCAGUCAAGAUCACAAGGCGAUCCUGCAUUCGCUCUGCCGAUAUUCGAUCCAAGUGCAUGACUGCGAUGACCAACCCGUCACUGAAACCGUGCUGACGCAGACUGCGCCGUUUCGAACGACUGCUCAUCUUGCCUUGAUCGACGGCUUGAUGCUCGCUUAUGCUCGCGAACUAAUUAAUGUGGACAAAGUGGUUAAAGCUUUAAAGAAGCAAAUGGUAGUGCAAAAAUCAGAGAUACCUAGUAGCAUGGAAGAUGCAGCGCUUUUUUGGAUAAACAAGGUUUGCGCUAAAGUGCGUGACAAGAUGGAAAAGUCAGAGCUUUACAACGAACAAGAGGUGCCAGUGGUGCCCGAAAUGGAUGACCUUUAUGAGGACAUCUGCGACGGCGCUUGCAUCGCGACGCUGGUGUCGUUUUACCGGCCGACUCAGCUGUCGUUUAAAGACAUCGCUUUCAGCGACACCAUGAGCAUGUCUGACUGUGUGCACAAUCUGUGGUUGAUCAAGGAGUUCUGCAGUAAGUACGUACAGACGAACAUUUUCCAUUUCACUCUCGAAGACCUGUUGUACACGCACGAAAGUCUGAAAGCAAACAUCAACGUCUUCGUCGCAGAGCUGUUUCAUGAGUUCGAAAAGUCUGCUGACGCUGAAGUGUCAGUACCAUCCGGAGGAGCCUUUCUUGGCAAGCGCAUUUUCAGCAGGGUCGAAAUUCCGGAUUUGAGAAAGUCAGAUAGGGAUAACAGGUUCAACAUCCGAACUGCGAAGCAGUACGGUGAAUCGGCUUCGACUUUCCGUGCGGCAUCCGACAGCACGUUUACAUCUCGUAUGAACUCCGUCGACUCCCUGAUAACCGACAGGAGCGUCGAUUCGAUCAAAUACCAUCCGUACAAAGGAGCGAUUUCAGAGUACCAGGAAAAACUCACCGCGUUUGAUGACAGUGCGAAAAGUAAGUCAACGCGGACGAUCACUUUUACGGAUAUCAGUGGCCAGAAAUCCAAAUCGGCAUUGGCGGCUAAAGAAAAGACGCUGAACCCUUACAGCCGGUCAGAGACGAUGCCUGCUUCACUGAGCAAGAAUACGCCUUCGAUCAUCCGACUGCAGUUGGAGGAGAAGCGGCGUCAGUACGAGGCGCAGCGGCUGCAGAUGAGCGUCGAUCUGGUGAACCAGCGACAGAAGCUGAGCAAAGAGGCGUUCUUUCAGUUGUUGGGAAAGGCUUGCUCUCAGAAGAACAUUUCCAACAAGGACGAACAUCAAAAGUCGCCGAUCAAAGAUGGCGUCAAAACUUUGCCGCGCGAUGCAAAGACCGAGAGGAGCACGAACGUUUCGGACGGCUCAGUUAGCGGCAUUGAUCUUGGUGAACUGACGCGCAACAUGAUGGAGAUGAAGGAACAGAUGAAGCGAUUGUCGUUUGAACAGGAAAGGUUACAGAAGAUGGUGCACGUCAAGGAGGCAACGUCGCCAAAGUUCUCUGAUGUUGAAAGUUUUCCUACUAGCGCCCCUGCCGCUGCCACGUCAUCUUCCACCGCUGUCAUCAUGCCACAGCCUCAGGUGGUGUACGUCUCGUCGAGCAUUCCCGCUUGUUCGCAGCCAGCGGUGGCGGCGACCGUCAUGCAACCAAACUUUAUAAUUCCUAACGUUAACCCACCUUUCCUCGACGCCUCUGGCAGCGGCAGUUUUGCUUCAUUCCAUUUACAUUCAGACGGAGAACCCCCCAGUCGUCUCGAUCCGUCUUUAGAAUUGACGAAAAACUUUAAUAAUUGGGGUAUGACGUACAAAAUGGUGAAAGGCCCUCGGAAGACUUGGGACAGCAAUGUGAUAAAUUCAGGUGUCCCGAGGAGUGCCACAUCCCAGCUUCAAACGGACCAACGGGCGACCGCCGUUACGGCCAUGGACAAUAAUUAUACCUCGUUCAAUGUGCCCUCUGCGAACAGUUUCACGCAGAGAGUCUCAGCCUCCGAGUCACCGGCCGCGCCACGACACAGCACACCCCGAGUCGUUUCUGGACAUUUGCCUUCUGAUUCGACCACUGGUUCGAAUGUGGCGAUAGACGGUGCUUCCCCUGAUUACGCGUCAUCCACCACUACCGCUAAUGCUGCAAGCGAGGCCACUCCCGUUUCUUUCGUGUUAACACCUGAAAAGCCGACCGAAGGACGUGACGAAAAGGAGAGUUCACCCAGCGUUGGUUUCAUAAUCGCCGCAUCGGACACGAGUAGGGACGAGGAGGUUAUUCGCCGCCGGGAGCAAAUACUAGCCAACGCGAUACGGCGCCGCGAAGAGUUGGAAUCGAAAAAGGCUAAACUAGAAGCACAGAACGCCUUUCGUCGUACCGCUCAGCAGAAGAAACAAGAGGAAGAAGAGCAGCGGCGGAGAGCGAAGGAGUUGCACAGGCAGAGAGUAUUUGAAGAAUAUCAGCGGCGUAAAGCAGAAAAAGAAAAGAACGAUCAGAGCUCGAACAAUAGCCUGGCUUCUACACCUGUGGGUAUAGGUUCAAAAGGGAUCAUGCGUUUGAACCGAGGACACUCGCAACCGCCUAUUCGGCCGAAGUCCCAGGUUCUGUUUAAUGCAGAUAGCUACGCUGCGUCCCCGUCAAAUACACCGACGUGGUCAUUGAACAACAUCGAUCUGAUUAAUUCGAACAAAACUCCUGUGUUCGCUGAAACAUGUCCGGAGUCAUCAUCGAUGGAACCUGCGCUCAAACUGUACGUCAGACCUUCGCAAAAAUCGAAUCGGAGCAUCGUUUGUAAUGCCAUACAGUACAGCGUACUCGCAGGAUCUGUGAACGAUGAAACGAAGAAGAAAGUUUUGGAAGAACUUGCAAAGAGUGACAGCAAACAUUUCUUGCUUCUAUUCCGUGAUCAAAAGUGCCAAUUUCGAGGCCUGUAUAGUUGGGAUCAAGUAUCUGGCACAGUACACAAGUUGUAUGGAUCUGGUCCAAAGGCGUGUACGGAGGCGAUGAUGAAUCUUAUGUUCAAGUACAAAAAUCUGUCUUUACUUCUGAGAAAGUUACUAAAUUUAGAAAUUUAUAGGUACGACUCCGGUGCCAAGCAGUUUGGAUAUAUUCCCACGAAGCACCUCACAGCAACCAUCGACGGGUUUACCAUUAAAGACGAGUACUGGCAGAAGAAACCUGUUCCAUAUAGUUAUCAUCGCUGA